AUGUACCGUUCGCGUUCCGCCUUCAAGCUACUGGAGAUAGUGCAAAGCCAUGGACACGGGAUGGUCCUAAGAAACUCCGCUAUACGCUCUGUCAUUGAUUUGGGUGCUGCCCCUGGAGGCUGGAGCCAGGUCAUGGCAGGGUUCUUGAGUGAUGGCAGUACGGGCACUGCUGUGAGCGCGGAUGGUCAGAGCGGAGGGUUCGGGCUCAAGAGUGGCGGAGGACUUCGAGAUACCAGGAUAUCUUCCGACGACGACGCAGAGGAGGCGCUUGCUUUGGAAACAGAACCUGCCCCAGUCCUCCCGCCGGUCAAGCGGAAAGUGGUCAUUGCCGUCGACAGACUGACUAUGGCACCCAUACGCGGCGUACACACCCUCAAACUGGACUUUCUUGCCCCUGGCUCUGAGGAGAUCAUAUCUACGCUCUUGAAGCAGGAGACAGGCUCCGAACGCGCAGACGUGAUCCUGUCCGACAUGGCCGCCAACUUUACCGGCAACCGUGUGGCGGACGCGGAGAAUGCGCUCGAGAUUGCCGAGACGGUGCUUACAUUCGCCGAGAAGCAUCUCACACUAUCGCAGAGGGGGCGCUUCAAAGGCGGCGCCUUAUUGAUAAAGUACUUCCAGUCCCCCGAAGCCGACAACUUUCGGAAGAAACGACUCGAACCCGCGUUCAAGAACGUUUACACUGUCAAACCCAAGGCUAGUCGGUCAGAAUCUGCCGAGUACUACUGGCUUUGCUACGGCUUUGGCCAUGUGACGCGUAAAAAGCGUUCGCGCUGA
Molecule: messenger RNA, 777 nt
Organism: Peniophora sp. CBMAI 1063
Lineage: Eukaryota; Fungi; Basidiomycota; Agaricomycetes; Russulales; Peniophoraceae
Source: the annotation of a GenBank genome assembly